UCUGUGACUGUGAUUCCCUUGGGCUUCGACGUCAAUGGCGUACCAUCCAGUUUGUUUCUCCGGCGACGAGGAGAGCACCUGCUUCUACUGCAAGCGCGGAACGGCUCAGCUCAGGCCGGGCUGGCGGCUCAGCAACGGCGGCUACGCACAGCUCUGCGACGAAUGCGCGUCUGCUUAUGAGGAUGGUACAUUCUGUGAAACAUAUCACCCUAAUGCUGAUGGUUGGAGAAACUGCAAUACUUGUCAGAAGCUACUCCAUUGUGGAUGCAUUAUGUCAGCGCAUGCAUUUGUAGUAUUGGAUUUUGGUGGGGUUAGCUGCAUGGAUUGCUCAAGGAAUGACUUUAUUCAGGAUACCCCCGAGGCUCAGCAGAAAUUGGAUGAACCCCAAGCGGUUGGACUGUGUGAUGUUUCUGUUGAAAUGGCUGUUGAAAUUCAGUAUGAGGCGCAUCUAAGCGCAAAACGUGCUCCAGCGGUGCCCCAUGCCACCCCCGGUGAAACGGCGUUUCAAAAUGUUAUUUCCAGUGCCCCAUAUAAUGAAUCAUCCCCUCUAACUGAUUACGGAGUAAUGAUCUCUUAGAAUUCCUAUCAUGGAGCAGAAUUCAAGUCCCCCGAAAGAUUUCCUUUGUAUGAUCAAUGUCUGGCUGCCGAAACCAAAAAGGAACUACAGAAGACUUCUGAGAAGCUUCCUCCGAUAAGUUUUUACUGAUGCUGCGUCCCCAUUGCAUUAAACAAUGUGUCCGGUAACAUUUGCAGCUAUUUCUAAUGCGGAUUUGGAGAAGUUGCAAUAUUGUCUUCACCGAGUAGGAACUU
Rhodamnia argentea is the source of this 810-nucleotide messenger RNA. Its product is annotated as B3 domain-containing protein Os07g0563300-like. The record is from RefSeq and is a predicted model, not a curated record. The transcript is spliced from 5 exons. The coding region runs from base 35 to 577 and encodes 180 amino acids. Lineage: Eukaryota; Viridiplantae; Streptophyta; Magnoliopsida; Myrtales; Myrtaceae.